Acanthochromis polyacanthus (spiny chromis) is the source of this 1111-nucleotide messenger RNA. It is a transcript of the gene masp2, whose product is annotated as MBL associated serine protease 2. The transcript is spliced from 6 exons. The coding region runs from base 84 to 1004 and encodes 306 amino acids. NCBI's taxonomy places the organism in Eukaryota, Metazoa, Chordata, Actinopteri, Pomacentridae. The record is from RefSeq and is a predicted model, not a curated record. Gene Ontology annotation, molecular function: serine-type endopeptidase activity; calcium ion binding.
UCAGCCGGCCAGGACAGCCGAGUUCAUUUACCCUCCGAUCACUGAGAGCGAACUGUUCCAAAACACAACAAAGUGAAGCCAACAUGCUCGGUGCCUUCUGUGUUUUUGUCCUGUUUUCCCUCGUCCACGUCUCCCUGAGUGUGGAAAUGAAAGGGUUAUACGGCAGCUUCAGCUCCCCCGGCUUCCCCCAGCCGUACCCUGACAACCAGCUCAUGGUGUGGAACAUCACGGUCCCAGACGGCCACAGGGUCAAACUCUACUUCACCCACUUCAACCUGGAGCCGUCCAACCACUGCGAAUACGACUACAUCCAGGUUUUGGCGGAGGGGAACGAAACCUUGCGGUUCUGCGGUGAGGAAGCCAAGAACUCUGAAAGCAGCCCCAGGAACACCAUCAUCCUGUCAGCCGGGAACCUCAUGUCAGUGGUCUUUAGGAGUGACUACUCUAACGAGGGCCGAUUCACCGGCUUCCAAGCAUUUUACACCUCAGAAGACAUCAACGAGUGUCUGUCCAAAGUGGACGGGGAGAGAGUGUGUGAUCAUUUUUGCCACAAUUACAUCGGCGGCUAUUACUGCACGUGCAAACAAGGACACCUUCUCCAUGACAACAAAAGAUCCUGCACAGUGCCGUGCCCAAGUCAAGUGUUGACGUCGCCCUCGGGGGUCCUGAGCAGCCCAGGCUACCCGACCCCCUACCCUCCUAUGAGUCAGUGCGACCACACCAUCCGUCUACCGGAAGGCUCCAGAAUAGUCCUGGAUUUCCUGGAACCCUUCGACAUAGAGGGACACCCACACGUUCCCUGUCCGUACGACAUGUUAAAGAUUUCCACGGCUGGACAAGAGUACGGACCCUUCUGUGGCUCGAUGCCGCCGGGCCGCAUCGACACAGGAAGCUACCAAGUGCACGUUGUGUUCAGAUCUGAUGCUAGUGGGAAAAACAAGGGGUGGAAGCUCAGAUACACCAGCACCAAGGCCGGCUCUCUUCCUAUAAUUUUAAACAAAUGACAGAUUGAAUCUUAUUUUACUUCUUUUAGUGACAUGCUGCUACAAUCUGACCAGCACAUUCUUCUGUAAUCACCUUUGUGAAAUAAAAUUUAUGCUUAAAAUUUGAA